CCUGUGGGGAAGGGGGGCGAGCAGAGCCCAGCAGACCACAAUGAUGCCUCAGCUCCAGUUCAAAGAUGCCUUUUGGUGCCGGGACUUCACGGCCCACACGGGCUACGAGGUGCUGCUGCAGCGGCUGCACGACGGGAGGAAGAUGUGCAAGGACGUGGAGGAGCUGCUGCGGCAGAGGGCCCAGGCCGAGGAGCGUUACGGGAAGGAGCUGGUGCAGAUCGCGCGGAAGGCGGGCGGCCACACGGAGGUCAACUCCCUGAGGGCUUCCUUUGACUCCCUGAAGCAGCAGAUGGAGAGCGUGGGCAGCUCCCACAUCCAGCUGGCGCUGGCCCUGCGCGAGGAGCUGCGGAGGCUGGAGGAGUUCCGGGAGCGGCAGAAGGAGCAGCGGAAGAAGUACGAGGCCGUCAUGGACCGUGUCCAGAAGAAUAAGCUGUCACUCUAUAAGAAGACCAUGGAGUCCAAGAAGAUGUACGAGCAGAAGUGCCGCGACGCGGACGACGCCGAGCAGGCCCUGGAUCGCGUGAGCACCAGCGGCCCCCAGAAGCAGGUGGAGAAGAGCCAGAACAAAGCCAGGCAGUGCAAGGACGCGGCCACUGAGGCAGAGCGGCUGUACCGGCAGAACAUCGAGCAGCUGGAGAAGGUGCGGUGCGACUGGGAGCAGGAGCACCGGACCACGUGCGAGGCCUUCCAGCUGCAGGAGUGCGACCGGCUGACCAUCCUGCGCAGCUCGCUGUGGACACACUGCAACCAGCUGUCAAUGCAGUGCGUCAAGGAUGACGAGCUCUACGAGGAGGUGCGGGUGGUGCUGGAAGGCUGCAGUGUGGACGCCGACGUCGACAACUUCAUCCAGGUCAAGAGCACCGGGACGGAGCCCCCAGCCCCCGUGUCCUACCAGAACUACUACGACCGGGACGUGACAGUGACGGGCAGCUCUGGCGUCUCCCCCUCCUGCGGCAUGAUAAAGAAGUUCUCAGGGCUGCUGCAUGGAAGUUCCAAGACCCCGACACCGGCAGCUUCGGCGGAGACCCUGCCUGCUGACCCUGCACAGAACGAGGUGGUCUAUGCUUCCCUGUCAGGGCUGGAGACGCCCGUGCGGGGUUACCGAGCCCUGUAUGACUAUAAGGCCCAGAAUGCCGAAGAGCUGGACAUCUCCGCGGGGGACAUCCUGGAGGUCGUGCUGGAGGGGGAGGACGGCUGGUGGACGGUGGAACGGAACGGGCAGCGAGGUUUUGUCCCUGGCUCUUACUUGGAGAAGCUCUGAGGAGGGACAGCUGCUCCACCUGGACCUGCCGUGCAUGGAGGGGGGCAGCAGGGGCCCCCUU
Sorex fumeus (smoky shrew) is the source of this 1322-nucleotide messenger RNA. It is a transcript of the gene PSTPIP1, whose product is annotated as proline-serine-threonine phosphatase interacting protein 1. The transcript has 15 exons. Gene Ontology annotation, biological process: actin filament polymerization. The record is from RefSeq and is a predicted model, not a curated record. Gene Ontology annotation, molecular function: actin filament binding. Lineage: Eukaryota; Metazoa; Chordata; Mammalia; Eulipotyphla; Soricidae. Gene Ontology annotation, cellular component: plasma membrane; actin filament; cytoplasm. The coding region runs from base 41 to 1261 and encodes 406 amino acids.